Molecule: messenger RNA, 2844 nt
Organism: Dromaius novaehollandiae (emu)
Lineage: Eukaryota; Metazoa; Chordata; Aves; Casuariiformes; Dromaiidae
Gene: RAB22A
Product: RAB22A, member RAS oncogene family
Exons: 7
Coding region: 256-840 (194 amino acids)
Biological process (GO): vesicle-mediated transport
Molecular function (GO): GTP binding; GTPase activity
Source: RefSeq, a predicted model, not a curated record
GCGGCUGCGCGGGGCGGGGGGGGUGGUCAGGUGACUCCGGCGGCCGCCCAAGAUGGCGCCCGGCCUGUGGAGCCUGGGGAGGAAGAUUGACUCGUAACCAGGCAGCGGAGGGGCGCGCUGAGGCGGGGGCUGCCCGCGCCGGAGCUCCGCCGCCCGUGCCCGCGGCGGCCUGUGGCACAUGCGCUCGCCGGGCAGGGCUAUGGUUUUUCUGGGCUGCGCCUGAGGCUCUCGCUAAGGGCAGCAGCCUCCCCGGCCAUGGCUCUGAGGGAGCUCAAAGUUUGUCUGCUGGGGGACACUGGUGUGGGCAAAUCGAGCAUUGUGUGGAGAUUUGUAGAAGACAGCUUUGAUCCCAACAUCAAUCCAACAAUAGGAGCCUCAUUUAUGACCAAGACUGUACAGUAUCAAAAUGAGUUGCAUAAAUUCCUAAUCUGGGAUACAGCUGGACAGGAGCGGUUCCGUGCUUUAGCCCCAAUGUACUACAGAGGAUCAGCUGCAGCCAUUAUAGUUUAUGACAUCACGAAAGAGGAAACAUUCUCAACAUUAAAGAACUGGGUGAAAGAACUUCGACAACAUGGACCUCCAAACAUUGUUGUAGCUAUUGCAGGAAAUAAGUGUGAUCUUAAUGAUGUAAGAGAAGUCAUGGAAAAAGAUGCUAAAGACUAUGCAGAUUCCAUCCAUGCAAUAUUUGUAGAGACAAGUGCAAAAAAUGCAAUAAACAUUAAUGAACUCUUUAUAGAAAUUAGUCGUAGAAUUCCAUCAACUGACACCAACCCCCCAUCUAGUGGUAAGGGCUUCAAACUUAGAAGACAGCCAUCGGUGACAAAGCGCAGCUGCUGUUGACUGAUCCCUUAGAAAAUCAGACUUGUUUAUACAGUAGGUGGUCUUGGAAGUUAAUAGUUCACGUUGGGUUUAUAUUAUCAGUCUUAGAUCUUUAUCUGCUGGUGUUCAUACACCCAAGGUCCCACAAAAAUGGACCAGUUCAUCUGACAUCUGUAUGCUAGCAGAAAAGACCGCAAUCAUAAUGUCAGCCUGUUUACUUACAAAAUGUGUAGUAUCUCUUGUAUUCAAAGGGAAUCCAUCAUCACUCUUUUGGCCUUGCUUGAAAGGAAGGUGACUAUAUGGAUGGUAAAACUGAAAUGUUUAAUAGUUUUGUAAUCAAGAUUUUAUGUUUUUUGUAAAAAGGGAAAUGAGCACUUUUGUUGGACUUGGGGGUGGGAGGAAUCUGUUGAAAUUUGAAAGUUAGUCAGAUGGCAUUUCUUCCUUUUCUUCAGUGAGCCUUAUUUUAAAGGAAAUUGUAGCUAAUCCAAAGUAUAAUGGGACAGUUGGUUUGAGGUGGCUACAAAAUGAGCAACUGAAGACAGAUAACAAGCAAAUCAGUCCAUCCAGUCCCCAAAUCCCAUUUGCACUUUUUAUUUAAAGAUAUUAUGCGGGGCAGGGGGAGCACAAGCAACAGCUUUUAAACCAUGGACAAUCUUUUUUCACAUGCUGACUGUAAUCACUUUAAGGCAAACUGAUAUGCUUAUAGGCAUCUUUCUGUUUUUACAAACUUUUUUAAUAUUAAGAUCUUCAUAGAAGAAAACCUAACCGUAGUUCUGACUAAAUUAAGUGGUUACUGACUAAAAACAGAUGCUGUCAAUAGUUCUGGUAGGGUUUAAAAGGUUUGGGGGAAAGCUUUUAACUGCUUGGCAUGUGUAAAGUGUUCAUAUUAUAUUUAUGAGACCAAUGUUUAAAAUAUAAAUUAUAUAAAAACAGUAAAAUAAUGCAGUUAUAUCCAUUCCUUCCAUUCCACACCUAUGGAUAAAUUUCUGAGAAUCGCCACUUUUUUUUUCCCUUCCUCCUCUCUCCUGCAUAUUAGGUCCUGUCUCUGUCAGUGACUUCACCCAGAGGCAGGCUGAAAUUCAUUCUUUAGAUCACAUUUGAAAGGGCCAAUAGAAGCUACUGUUGGUGCAGUGAGGUUUGUCUGAGCAAGUAUUCAUCUGUGGUGCACCCAGUCUUUCCUGUUUUGGGUGCAAAAAUACAAAUAGGAACUAAACUGAAGUUGUAUGGUAGUGUAGAUCAUUACCUGUUGAUUCCUAGGCUUUUUCAUCUGAGAUAUUUUUUUCUUUUUUUAGCAAAUCAGCCUUUAGCUUAUAUUGUGCUGUUUUUAGUACGCUUUCAAUUAAACUAUAGAUUGACCAUACCCUACUGUGCUAUUUUAUUUAUUUUUAUUUUUUUCCCUACCAGCACUAGUGAGGAAUUUCAUACUUUCAAAGAAAGAGCUUACUAAGCUCAAGUAUAUACUAAAGCAUACUUUCUAGCUUUAGUAUCACAAUGAACUCAUGUUGAUGAUGCUUGUUCUGUGUUUGUGGUUUGGCUUUCUAUCAUCUCAAGUAUUUUCUCUGAAGGAAGUGUCAAAGAUUGAAAGAACUUCUACUUCAGACUAGUUUGUAUUAUUCAAAAUUCUCAUAGAGCUAUUCUGGAGCAAAACAGUUAAACCAUUACAGUGAGAGAUUUUGAAUAGAACAGUACAUUUUAAUAGAAUUUAGUGACUACAUUUUUCACUAUGCCCUUUACUUACCGCUGCAUAGUCAAGUAUGCCCUUUCUUUGCCACAGUUGUACAGGCUUCAUACAUAUAGAAUGCCUAAGAAGUAUAUUUUCAUCAAACAAAGGCUGUUUGAAGCCCCUUUGGAAAUGCUGGGCCUUAACAAAGCAUCUCAUAGUAGAGACAAAUCUAUGUUCGGUAUUCAGGCUGUUGUAUAAUAUUUUUGUGUGUAAUUCAAACCAAAUAACUUAUGAACAGAAAAUUUUGGUACUUUUACAAAAUAUUUAAUGGAAGUAUAACUAAUAAACAGAAUAAGCUUGUU